This is a messenger RNA of Athalia rosae (coleseed sawfly), 2396 nucleotides long. Its product is annotated as esterase E4-like. Lineage: Eukaryota; Metazoa; Arthropoda; Insecta; Hymenoptera; Athaliidae. Gene Ontology annotation, molecular function: hydrolase activity. The transcript is spliced from 8 exons. The coding region runs from base 501 to 2345 and encodes 614 amino acids. The record is from RefSeq and is a predicted model, not a curated record.
AUUAGACAUUAGUAGCUAACAUAUUCGACUGUUUUUUAAAUUCCCGCUUGGGCAUAAAAAUUGGGUGCACAAUGUUUCGCUGACCUCUGUGUAUAUCUCUGAAGCGGGUCGCUCGAACGAUCAGUUUUUUAAUCCGCCGGCAUGUUCCAUUCGUAUUCUGCUAAACACGCAUGAAAAUUUAUGUUUUACGUUGAUGCCAAUCCCGUUAUCUGGAAUACCGUGUGAGUUAAUCAUAAGCAAUUUAGUGUGCGCGUGUGAGUUUUUUCUCUGUACUUGACGUUACGUGAUAAAUUGAUUCACUAUCUGUCAUAAUUAGGCGCAAGAGGUUGUUUAGCAACGUCGUUAACUUAGUGAUACAAAAUAAGGCUUAACAGAGACACUGAUUUCGUCGCAAACGAGUUUGUAAUCUCGGAUACACGAAAUCCUGGUAUGUGUUAGAAAAAAGUGGGGUUCGAUUAACGCACUUGUGAGUGUGGCAGUUGCGAAAUAAUUAUCCAACGAUGCGAUCGCAAAUAUCCAGAAACUACUUCGUAGUGGUUUAUUUGUUGAGCAUAUCGUUUGUGACGAGUGAAAUUAAAUCCCACAAUGAUCCGGACGCAAGUGAUCGAAUUGCUGGACGGCCGAAGUUGACGAUUCGUCAGGGGACUCUUGAGGGCAUCAUCUUGGUUACGAGACAAAACCGAUCGAUUUCGGCCUUUUUGGGUAUACCUUAUGCCAAACCUCCAAUUGAACAUCUUAGAUUCGAAAGUCCAUUGGCAGCUGAUGCUUGGAAUGAAACUUUGGAUGCCAGCACUGACCCGAAUGUAUGCCCUCAGCUCUCUGGAGACAAGUUCAUCGGGGACGAAGAUUGCUUGUAUCUUAAUGUUUACACACCAGAGAUUGAUUCAGUUCGGAGAUCCUCCUUACUUCCGGUGAUGGUAUUCAUCCACGGUGGGGGAUUCGAACGAGGCAACGGCGGCUCCGCAGCGUUCUCUCCUAAAUAUUUGCUGGACCAAAAUAUAGUUCUAAUAACUCCGAAUUAUCGGCUAGGCGUAUUGGGAUUUUUGAGCACCGGUGACAAAUACGCGCCAGGAAAUUAUGGCCUAAAAGACAUGACUUUAGCUUUGAAAUGGGUGCAGCAGAAUGUCGCCGAAUUUGGUGGUGACCCAGAAAAGGUCACUAUCUGCGGGCAAAGCACGGGUGCGGGCACAGUCGAACUAUUGACCCUGUCGAAAUCUACGAAAGGACUUUUCCGUAGUUAUAUAACGACAAGUGGCUCGGCAUUUUCCAUCAGAAGUUUUCGACCAAUAGCGACGUAUGUCAAACGUGCAAACCAACUGGGAACGUUUCUCGGUUGCCCAACAGGGUCAUCCGUAUUACUCAUCAGGUGCCUGAAGAAGUUGGAUGCUUCGACGAUCGUCAACACAAAGCACUUAUUCUACGUAUGGGAACAAUUUCCGGACAUAAUUUGGGGACCGACGGUGGAACCUAAUAUCGAAGGAUCAUUUCUUGUAGACACACCCGAGAAUCUCUAUGCAACUGGACAAAUCAGAGAUCUCCCUUGGAUCACUAGCGUGGUCAGAGAUGAAGGUCUUAUUCUCACUGCAAAGUUCUACGAGAACCAAAAGUUGUUUGAAUACUUUCUCGAUAAUUCGGAAGAACUCAUGCCUCAUAUAUUACAAUACCAUGACUGUGUCGAUGAUGAAAAGGCUUACACCGAAGCUUUGAAAGCGUACUAUUUGAAUGAUUUAACUGCAGAGAGGUCCCUGCUUCUGUCGAACUUUACAAAACUGGUCAGUGAUCAUAUGUACAUAUUUCCGGGCUACAAUGCGCUUCGACAACGGUUCCGUUGGGCUACCAGCUCUGAAUACUUUUAUAACUUUCAUUAUCGAGGCGUUUAUAGUUAUACCUAUAAAUUUACUGGUGGAUCAACGGAAAACAUCGGUGUAGCUCACUCCGACGACCUUGUGUAUCUCUUUCCGAUAGCGGAAACCGAACUUGCAAAGUUUGGCAAAGAAAUGAGCGCCAUGGAUUACAAAAUGGUGGACAUUAUGGUGAAAUUAUGGACGUCUUUUGCAAGGGAUGGAACCCCAUCUAUUACGAACCCACAUGCCACCGGAUAUUGGAGACCGUAUUCCAGGGACGAUAACUAUCUUCUAAUAGGAAAUAACUCGGAUCUGGUGGUUGAGAUGCAGCACUCCUUCCUCCCAGAACGAAUGCAAUUUUGGAACAGGCUGCAAACCACUUCGAAGAAAAACACCCUCACUGAUUCAACUCCAAGACGACUUUCCUUCUUACAGAAUAUCUACGGUUACAUCGAACGUUUUGUAAAGACUAUAUAUAUUUUAUGCUAUGAUUUGAGUUGAAUCUGACAUAUUUUUGUCCAACACAACUGAUAAAUAAAUCAUCAGGAAUAA